AUUCUCCUGUUUUUAUUUUUUCCUCAUAGCACUUUACCAAGGUCUGAGAUUCUUGUUUGGAAGAGCUCCUUCUAUAUAAGACGCUACGUCCUUGAAUCUGCAGAGUUCGUUCAAUAGUUACGAGUUACUAAACUACGCGCCAAGGUAGGUCACAACCCAGCAGCCUGUCGCAGAACCCGAGCUCCUUUCAGAAAGACCGGGUUUGGGUGAAAGCUUCAGAACACAGCCAGACGACGCGGUCGCUUGUGACGUCACGCAAACAGCGUGGUUCCGAUUGGCCCUCCGAGCCUGGGCGGGGCCGGAGCAUUCCUGGCCCUGCCCCACGCCGCGUCCGGCUCACACAUGCGCUCUGGCCGCAGCCUCGCUGCCGCGCCAUUUUGCCUGGGUUUGAAUGUGAGGCGGAGCAGCGGCGGGAGAGGGUACUGCUUGCUACAGUGUGCGCUUAGGAUUCCCUCUUCUGUUCCUGUAUCCCCACAAGAGUCUUUAGCAAUGGAGCUCAGUGAUGCAAAUUUGCAAACACUAACAGAAUAUUUGAAAAAAACUCUUGAUCCUGAUCCUGCCAUCAGACGUCCAGCUGAAAAAUUUCUUGAAUCUGUAGAAGGAAAUCAGAAUUAUCCACUAUUACUUUUAACAUUACUAGAGAAGUCCCAGGAUAAUGUCAUCAAAGUGUGUGCUUCAGUAACAUUCAAGAACUAUAUCAAAAGAAACUGGAGAAUUGUUGAAGAUGAACCAAACAAAAUUUGUGAAGCUGAUCGAGUUGCCAUUAAAGCCAAUAUAGUGCAUUUGAUGCUUAGUAGCCCAGAGCAAAUUCAGAAGCAGUUGAGUGAUGCUAUUAGCAUUAUUGGCAGAGAAGAUUUCCCUCAGAAAUGGCCUGACUUACUGACAGAAAUGGUGAAUCGCUUUCAGAGUGGGGAUUUCCAUGUUAUUAAUGGAGUCCUUCGGACAGCACAUUCAUUAUUUAAAAGAUACCGUCAUGAAUUUAAGUCAAAUGAGUUAUGGACUGAAAUUAAACUUGUCCUGGAUGCCUUUGCUUUGCCUUUGACGAAUCUAUUUAAGGCCACCAUUGAACUGUGUAGUACCCAUGCAAAUGAUGCUUCUGCCCUGAGGAUUCUUUUUUCUUCCUUGAUUCUGAUCUCAAAAUUGUUCUAUAGUUUAAACUUUCAGGAUCUCCCUGAAUUUUUUGAAGAUAAUAUGGAAACUUGGAUGAACAAUUUUCAUACCCUCUUGACACUGGAUAAUAAGCUGCUACAAACUGAUGAUGAAGAGGAAGCAGGCUUAUUGGAGCUCUUAAAAUCCCAGAUUUGUGAUAAUGCUGCACUCUAUGCUCAAAAGUAUGAUGAGGAAUUUCAGCGGUACCUGCCUCGCUUUGUCACGGCAAUCUGGAAUUUAUUAGUUACAACAGGUCAAGAGGUUAAAUAUGAUUUGUUGGUAAGUAACGCAAUUCAGUUUCUGGCUUCAGUUUGUGAGAGACCUCACUAUAAGAAUCUGUUUGAGGACCAGAACACGCUGACAAGUAUCUGUGAAAAGGUUAUUGUGCCCAACAUGGAAUUUAGAGCUGCUGAUGAAGAGGCAUUUGAAGAUAAUUCUGAGGAGUAUAUAAGAAGAGAUUUAGAAGGAUCAGAUAUUGAUACAAGACGCAGGGCUGCUUGUGAUCUUGUGCGAGGAUUGUGCAAGUUUUUUGAGGGACCUGUGACAGGAAUCUUCUCUGGUUAUGUUAACUCUAUGCUCCAAGAAUAUGCAAAAAAUCCAUCUGUCAACUGGAAACACAAAGAUGCAGCCAUUUACCUAGUGACAUCUUUGGCAUCAAAGGCCCAAACACAGAAGCAUGGAAUUACACAAGCUAAUGAACUUGUAAACCUGACUGAGUUCUUUGUGAAUCACAUUCUUCCUGAUUUAAAAUCACCUAAUGUGAAUGAAUUUCCUGUCCUUAAAGCUGAUGGUAUCAAAUAUAUUAUGAUUUUUAGGAAUCAAGUACCAAAAGAACAUCUUUUGGUGUCUAUCCCUCUCUUGAUUAAUCAUCUGCAAGCUGAAAGUAUCGUUGUUCAUACUUACGCAGCACAUGCUCUUGAACGGUUGUUUACUAUGAGAGGGCCUAACAAUGCCACUCUUUUUACAGCUGCAGAAAUCGCACCGUUUGUUGAGAUUCUGCUAACAAACCUUUUCAAAGCUCUCACACUUCCUGGCUCUUCAGAAAAUGAAUAUAUUAUGAAAGCUAUCAUGAGAAGUUUCUCCCUCCUACAAGAAGCCAUAAUCCCCUAUAUCCCUACUCUCAUCACCCAGCUUACGCAGAAGCUGUUAGCUGUUAGUAAGAACCCAAGCAAACCUCACUUCAAUCACUACAUGUUUGAAGCAAUAUGCUUAUCCAUAAGAAUAACUUGCAAAGCUAACCCUGCUGCUGUUGUAAAUUUUGAGGAGGCUUUGUUUCUGGUGUUUACUGAAAUUUUACAAAAUGAUGUACAAGAAUUUAUUCCAUAUGUCUUUCAAGUGAUGUCUUUGCUUCUGGAAACACACAAAAAUGAUAUCCCAUCUUCUUAUAUGGCCUUAUUUCCUCACCUGCUUCAGCCAGUGCUUUGGGAAAGAACAGGAAAUAUUCCUGCUUUAGUGAGGCUUCUUCAAGCAUUUUUAGAACGUGGUUCAAACACAAUAGCAAGUGCUGCAGCCGACAAAAUUCCUGGUUUGCUCGGUGUCUUCCAGAAGCUAAUUGCAUCCAAAGCAAAUGACCACCAAGGUUUUUACCUGCUGAACAGUAUAAUAGAGCACAUGCCACCUGAAUCAGUUGACCAGUACAGAAAGCAAAUUUUCCUUCUACUGUUCCAAAGACUUCAGAAUUCCAAAACUACAAAGUUUAUCAAGAACCAUUUGUUAAAACAUGAAAUUUCUUUUGCUUUGAUGAAUAGAAUGUUUGGAAUGGUUUUGGAAAAAAUCAUUAUUCCUGAAAUUCAGAAAGUAUCUGGAAAUGUAGAGAAAAAGAUCUGUGCAGUUGGCAUAACAAAGUUACUAACCGAAUGUCCACCAAUGAUGGACACCGAAUACACCAAGCUGUGGACUCCUUUAUUACAGUCUCUGAUUGGCCUUUUUGAGUUACCUGAAGAUGACACCGUUCCAGAUGAAGAGCAUUUUAUUGACAUAGAAGAUACACCAGGGUAUCAGACAGCCUUCUCACAGUUGGCAUUUGCUGGCAAAAAAGAGCAUGACCCCGUAGGUCAAAUGGUAAACAAUCCCAAAAUUCACCUGGCACAGUCUCUUCACAAAUUGUCUACUGCCUGUCCAGGAAGGGUCCCUUCCAUGGUGAGUACCAGCCUCAAUGCGGAAGCGCUGCAGUACCUGCAGGGGUACCUUCAGGCUGCCAGUGUGACACUGCUGUGACCUGCGCGUUCCUGACUGGCCACACCCACUGUGGGUGAAGAGUCUACGUAGAUGUGUGAGCACAGCUGCAUUCAAACAAAGCAAGUUUUCCUUUUGAACUUGUCACAGUUUCCAUCUUAUAAAGGAUAUUAAAUGUUGCUUUAAGCUGAACUUUGAGCAAACUAGAUGGUUUGUGUGGUCAUAAAUAUAAGUGGAUGACUUUUUUCUGUUUGCAACUUCAAGGGACAAUACCAAUAGUUGAGUGUGCAACCUUGGUUUGAGUUGAGUAUUUGCACGGUUUGUAUCAUUUUAAAUUUUUGACAGACACUGUGGAAACUUCUAUUACUAAAUCCUUUGUUUUGAAA
This is a messenger RNA of Chinchilla lanigera (long-tailed chinchilla), 3710 nucleotides long. It is a transcript of the gene Cse1l, whose product is annotated as CSE1 chromosome segregation 1-like (yeast). The record is from RefSeq and is a predicted model, not a curated record. Bases 343 to 3366 code for a protein of 1007 amino acids. Gene Ontology annotation, biological process: protein export from nucleus; protein import into nucleus. Gene Ontology annotation, molecular function: nuclear export signal receptor activity; small GTPase binding. Gene Ontology annotation, cellular component: nuclear envelope; cytosol. Lineage: Eukaryota; Metazoa; Chordata; Mammalia; Rodentia; Chinchillidae. The transcript has 25 exons.